AGGAGGAUUUACAUACUUAAUUACUCAGGCCUGUCUCACAUGGUGGGCAGGAAUAUCUGAAAGCAAUAAAAGCUACAGGUGGUACAGGUCAGCAACACUUGCAUCAGACACCGACACCCACAGGUAGACGCUGCGCUGUCGCUGCUGGAGGUUGCUACGUGUAACAAUCAUCUUUGGUCUUCAACUACGAUGGCACUCAGACUGUUCAUCUGCCUCGUGAUCCUCAGCCUUGUGGAUGAGGGACACAGUAGCUGUUAUGAGCCCCUUGAUCCAGGCACUUGUAAAGCAAACAUUACUAGGUAUUAUUUCGACAUCUCUUCACAAAUAUGCCAGAACUUCACCUACGGGGGCUGCCAAGGCAACGGAAAUAAUUACGUUACCAUGGAAGACUGUACACGUGACUGUGUUUGCUCCUUGCCCAAUCAGCCGGGUCCUUGUGAAGCGUACAACCCCAGGUACUUCUUCAACGUAGCUUCCAAGUCCUGUGAGAAGUUCAUCUACGGCGGCUGUAAAGGCAACGAGAAUAAUUUUGAGACUUUGGAUGACUGCCAGCAUUCCUGCCUUCCAUACUGCAACCUGCCAGCGGAGAUAGGCCCUUGUAGAGCCUCAAUUGUAAGAUAUUUCCACAAUGCUACAACUGGAGCUUGCGAGGAAUUUACUUAUGGCGGAUGCGCAGGCAACGCAAACAACUUCGAGACGAAGGAAGACUGUGAGAAAGAGUGUCACGAUUCCUGAGAUGUCGGCAACUGAGACAUAAAGAACCAUUCAGCUCUUUCGUAUUUUGUUCCGAACUAAAUCAUAUAAUCUAAAGAUACAAGCAGCUGGAAAAAAAUGUAAAGAGCACAUGUUCAAGUGUCUUGAUAGAAUACAGAGAACGUUGACAAGAACAACUUAACAGUUAUUCUGAAAACGAUAUUUUAUGUCAAACGAAGAAACCAUGGAGAUCUUGUAAAAAUAAAGACAAGAUAACAAAGCAAAAUAAAGCAACAAGAUACAAUGA
Messenger RNA from Pomacea canaliculata, 1000 nucleotides. RefSeq names its product BPTI/Kunitz domain-containing protein-like. NCBI's taxonomy places the organism in Eukaryota, Metazoa, Mollusca, Gastropoda, Architaenioglossa, Ampullariidae. The transcript is spliced from 4 exons. The record is from RefSeq and is a predicted model, not a curated record. Gene Ontology annotation, molecular function: serine-type endopeptidase inhibitor activity. The coding region runs from base 190 to 735 and encodes 181 amino acids.